GUAUUUCUUUAUGAUUACUAUAAUAGCCAUAUGGUGGAAAAGUUAUCGCUCUGACUGGCAUCACCACAACAAUAAGUUACACAUUCCUUUUCACGAAUUUGUACAAUAAAAAAAUAAUCAGUAAUACCAUUACUAGAUUCUUCUACUUUCUAUAUAGGAUAUGACGAGUUCUGGAGAAGGACAUAAUGAUAUUGCAGCGAUGAACCAAAAGUUUGCUUCAUUGGAUGUGUCUGAUACUCCAAAAGUGAAAACUGAAAGAGAAGGGAGACCUACUCGAUUAUUGGAAGGACUACAAUUUGUGAACGCCGAAACAGCUUUUACACAAACGCAUCCUUUUCAGCAUGAAUGGACUCUAUGGUUUUUGAAGCCUCCUACGCAAGGUUUGGAAUGGGGAGAUUUAUUAAAAGAGAUUAUAUCAUUUAAAACUGUAGAAGAAUUUUGGGGUAUAUUCAAAACGAUUGCGAAAGCAUCCAUGCUUCCUGCUAAAUCAGACUAUUCGUUCUUUCUCAAAGGCAUACGUCCAGAAUGGGAAGAUCCCAACAAUAUGAAUGGAGGAAAAUGGGCUUUUCAAAGCAAGCAUAAAGGAUCAAACUUGGAUGAGCUUUGGUUAUAUAUGGUCCUUGCAGCUCUAGGUGAAACCUUAGACCCUACCGGUAAAGAAGUCACAGGUGUUGUUUGUAACAUGAGAAGGGGAUUUUACAGAAUUGCUGUGUGGACGCGUAAUUGUAAUGACAGAGAAGUUUUGGAAAAAAUUGGUCUUCGUUUUAAGGAGAUUUUAGGCGUUUCUGAGAAAGAAACUAUAGAAUAUAGUGCUCACGAAGACUCUUCAAAGGCCGGCAGUAUGCGCGCCAAGACCCGUAUGAGUUUGUAAAUGACGUGGAUAGUGAUGUUUGUUUCUUCCUUGAAAAAUGUAUUUUUGUAUUUUACGAAUCAAAUUGUAUGGGUGUGUUGUUAUUCCUCAAGUUUUGUCUGGUUCAACUAUGUGUUUCAGUCUCGAAAUGUACAUACAACAAAAUGUAGAAGUUUAUUCAUUAGUCAUAAUCUAUUACAAUGUUUUUUGCUUUGUUAUAUCAUUUCCAAAACCGUUGAAGGGCAUACUCACAGCAUAUUUUUCUUUUACUUGUCCUCUUUCUGUUCGUUUUGAUGAAUUCGUUUUUCAAACUUUUCAAAUUCUGAUAUCGCGACUUCUUCUUCGGGAUCCAGGACCUGAUUAACCUCUCGCACUUCGGGGAUAUAGUGAUUCAACAUUUGUUGAAUGCCACUCUUUAAAGUCACUGCUGAUGAAGAACAAGAACGACAAGCGCCACGCAAUUUUAACGAAACCAUGCCUGUCUCCUCAUCAAACCCUCGAAAUUCGACAUCCCCACCGUCUUCUUGAAUAGAUGGACGAAUACUAGUUUCAAGAAGUUCUUUGAUCAUAGCAACGGUUUGAGAAUCCGACUCCAAAAUUUGGGUAUCACUAGGACCAUUCAGUGGGUCACCAGCCAGAACGGACUCUCCGUUACUUAAGUGUUCCAUUAUGGUGCUAAAAACUUCUGGCUUUAAUUGGGUCCAAGAUUGAGAUUCAUCUUUGGAAACUGUAAUGAAAUCUCUACCAAAAAAUAUGCUUUUGACGCCAGGAAUCUCGAAGAGCUUUUCAGCGAGGGGAGAGUUGUUAUAUUCUUGAGUUCUCAUAUACUCCAGAGUACCGAUAGUAGGUGGAAGUAUAUCAAGUCCAGGCAAAAACUUAAUAGCGUUUUCGUUUGGUGUCUCCUCCGACCUUAUCCAUAUACUUCUGGAUGAGGGCAUUUGAAAGGCAAGAGGAAACGCAUUACGUCGCGAAAGUCUUGGACCAAAUUUAACUGCUUGAAAUGAGCUCCUUGGGAAUGAUAAUCGCAGGUUUUUUAAAGCAAACAUGAUUCUUCUUUAAUUAAGUUUUAAUAAACCGGUAGUUUCCUUUCCUAAAUUACAAGAUUCUAGUAAUUGAUUCUCUGCUAUUUCGACAAACGCUUCCGAUUGAGAUCGUAAUACGCACGAAUUCAAGCGUUCUUCUGUUACAGAAUGAUACGACGGGGAAUUGUUUGUUUCACCAAGUAUUACAAGGCAGAUCGUUCAGGUCAUGGCUAUUGGCAAAUAAACCUUCUUUCGUAUUGCCUGUGAAUAUAACGAUCUUUAAUGAGUACGUUAUUAAAUUUAAUAAUACGCUAUUUUAUGUGUAAGAUAA
This is a messenger RNA of Schizosaccharomyces octosporus yFS286, 2203 nucleotides long. Its product is annotated as translation initiation factor eIF4E 4F complex subunit. Lineage: Eukaryota; Fungi; Ascomycota; Schizosaccharomycetes; Schizosaccharomycetales; Schizosaccharomycetaceae. The coding region runs from base 161 to 871 and encodes 236 amino acids. The transcript has 3 exons. Gene Ontology annotation, biological process: translational initiation. The record is from RefSeq and is a predicted model, not a curated record. Gene Ontology annotation, cellular component: eukaryotic translation initiation factor 4F complex; cytoplasm. Gene Ontology annotation, molecular function: RNA 7-methylguanosine cap binding; translation initiation factor activity.